AUGGAAGAAGAAAACCCACCUAUUAAACAAGAACCCAUAGAGGAAUUCGCUACACUCACACCGGAAAGAAAUCAUAGGCAGACGAUUCCCUUAAGGGGUCCCUCGGACAAAAUCAAGUUAGAACCCGAGAGAGCGUCGAUUCAUGAUUGGCUUUCCAAAUUACCAGCUUCUAAACAUGUCUUUGGGUCCACGUCCACUGUGACGACAAAUGAUGCGAACUUAUGCGAACCUGAUGAUGCAGGAACGGAGGCCAGCACCAGUGCGGCAAUUCCAAAGACAAAUUCCAAAACAAAACAAACAGCCAUUAGGUCGAUCCCCGCAAGUCACAAAAAAACGACAACGAAGACUAGACAACGUAGAAUUCUUAAAAAGUCGGUAAAAGAGACCAGCGGAGGUAGGGGCAAGGACGUGAACAAAUUAUCAUCAUCGGUCAACGAAGGUAUGGUCAAAACUAUAAAAAGGACAAGGAGAGUUAAAAGAAAGGAGGUUGAUUAUCGUGAACCUGCGGCUGCCGAGUCUUCCACGCCUAGAAAGAUGAACCUGGGAAAUGAGAAAGAACCCAAGAGAAUAAAAGAGUCGAAGGUAUUGGGUGAAUUGGAAUGCUCGGACGAAAUUCUGGAAAAAAAACGGGAAUUUCAAUCAUUACUCGAAUCAUUCGAUCAGAAGGCACUUGAUGCAUAUAAUGCAUAUGAAGAUCUUAUCAAGGAGCUCAAUAAGUCAGCUCCCGGUUUAAACAUUAUAAUUGAACCAUCAAAGAUGUAUAAUAAACAUUUUAUUCAUACAUUAAUGGGAUUUGAUGAAGAUGAGGAUCCCAAAAAGUUUACUGCCUUCUGA
Acaulospora colombiana is the source of this 834-nucleotide messenger RNA. Lineage: Eukaryota; Fungi; Glomeromycota; Glomeromycetes; Diversisporales; Acaulosporaceae. The record is from the annotation of a GenBank genome assembly.